Hippopotamus amphibius kiboko is the source of this 2004-nucleotide messenger RNA. RefSeq names its product ubiquitin C-terminal hydrolase L5 (gene UCHL5). Lineage: Eukaryota; Metazoa; Chordata; Mammalia; Artiodactyla; Hippopotamidae. The transcript has 11 exons. The record is from RefSeq and is a predicted model, not a curated record. Gene Ontology annotation, molecular function: cysteine-type deubiquitinase activity; proteasome binding. The coding region runs from base 147 to 1193 and encodes 348 amino acids. Gene Ontology annotation, cellular component: Ino80 complex; cytoplasm. Gene Ontology annotation, biological process: ubiquitin-dependent protein catabolic process; protein deubiquitination.
CUGACGGGCGGCGACUGCUCCAACUCGGCCGCCGCCGCCGCCGCCGCCGCCGCCGCAGCCGCCGGGGCCUCCAGGUUCGGCUCCCGGGAGCGAGCCCCGCCCCCCGGCCGUGCCCCGCCCCCGCCCCAGAUGGGCGAGAGUCCCGGAUGUUCCCUCCUCCCGCCCUGUCUCGACGGCCCGGGCCUCUUUCGAAUCUUCUCCGGGUCCUGCGCGGCCCAGGAAGAGUCUCGCCGUCUCCUGGGUGGCUAGAGCGUCCUCCCGCGCUCUGUCGCGCUGCAGGUUGCCGAGGAGCCCAAGUAGAAGAAAUAUGGAGUUUAGAGCCUGAGAAUUUUGAAAAAUUAAAGCCAGUUCAUGGGUUGAUUUUUCUUUUCAAAUGGCAGCCAGGAGAAGAACCAGCAGGCUCUGUGGUUCAGGACUCCAGACUUGACACGAUAUUUUUUGCCAAGCAGGUAAUUAAUAAUGCUUGUGCUACGCAAGCCAUUGUAAGUGUGUUAUUGAACUGUACCCAUCAAGAUGUCCAUUUAGGAGAGACAUUGGCAGAGUUUAAAGAGUUUUCGCAAAGUUUUGAUGCAGCUAUGAAGGGUUUGGCACUGAGUAAUUCGGAUGUGAUUCGACAAGUACACAACAGCUUUGCCAGACAGCAAAUGUUUGAAUUUGAUGCAAAGACAUCAGCAAAAGAGGAAGAUGCUUUUCACUUUGUCAGUUAUGUUCCUGUUAAUGGAAGACUGUAUGAACUAGAUGGAUUAAGAGAAGGACCGAUUGAUUUAGGUGCAUGCAAUCAAGAUGAUUGGAUCAGCGCAGUGAGGCCAGUCAUAGAAAAAAGGAUACAAAAGUACAGUGAAGGUGAAAUUCGAUUUAACUUAAUGGCCAUUGUGUCUGACAGAAAAAUGAUAUAUGAACAGAAGAUAGCAGAGUUACAAAGACAGCUUGCUGAGGAGGAACCCAUGGAUACAGAUCAGGGUAAUAACAUGUUAAGUGCUAUUCAGUCAGAGGUUGCCAAAAAUCAGAUGCUUAUUGAAGAAGAAGUACAGAAAUUAAAAAGAUAUAAGAUUGAAAAUAUCAGAAGGAAGCAUAAUUAUCUGCCGUUCAUUAUGGAACUGUUAAAGACUUUAGCAGAACACCAGCAGUUAAUACCACUAGUGGAAAAGGCAAAAGAAAAACAGAAUGCAAAGAAAGCACAGGAAACCAAAUGAAGAAGAUGCUUUGGGAUGUGUACACAUUUCUGCUUUUGCACUUAUUUUCGAGGAAACCAUUAAGUAUAAAGAACUUUGAGCAACAUCCUAAUUGACUCAGCGCACGUUUGGCAGUAGCCAGUCUCUCUCAUCUUCAAUGCAUGGAUUCAUAACCUCUCCCUGCCUGCAUCAUGUGCAUGUGGUGCAUAUUAAAUAAAAGUGGUGUUCAGAGCGCUUGCCCAAAUCCCGUUAUUUGACAUUGGAUCUGAGAACUCUUGUUGGUCCUCUGGAUAGAUAACUACCAUAAUGAACCUAGAAAAUGGACAGAUGAUAUUCUAUACCUGUAAUUGUUAUAAUUAAUCUUUCAAUCUUCCAGCUUGGUUAAAUGCUUAAAAUUUAUAAAUGUCAGAUCUUGAUUAAACUGAAUCUCUUGCUUCUUCUCAUCAUUAAUGAAAAAAAUCAAUAUUUCUGUCUUUGAUAUCUAAAUAUUUUGAAGAUUUAAAACUGAAUUUUAUCUUCUAUACCAAUUAUUUGAAAAAGCUUGAUUUUAAAGCAGAUCAUUGAAAAAAAUAAAAAUAUAGUUUCUAGUGAUUUUCAUUGCUGCCAGUAGAAAAAGUAAUAAACAUCCCAAUUUUAUUUUAGCAAACUUUUUUCAGUGUUUGGGAUUAUUUAUGUAUUGUAAAAUUGUUUCAGGAAGGUGUAUUAUGCAUCAAAAUGACAUUUUAGGUUAAGAACAGAUUGUAAGUCAAAGAUUUUUGGUGUUACUCUCAGGUUGGCAACAUUUUUUCAAUCUGUUAAGCUGUAUCUUUAUAAAGAAUUGGAGGUUUAGCAA